This is a messenger RNA of Arabidopsis lyrata subsp. lyrata, 1450 nucleotides long. RefSeq names its product kinesin-like protein KIN-14J. The transcript has 9 exons. Gene Ontology annotation, molecular function: protein binding; microtubule motor activity. Lineage: Eukaryota; Viridiplantae; Streptophyta; Magnoliopsida; Brassicales; Brassicaceae. Gene Ontology annotation, biological process: microtubule-based movement. Bases 329 to 1300 code for a protein of 323 amino acids. The record is from RefSeq and is a predicted model, not a curated record.
UCGAAAUUCGAACCGUAAUUAGCCUUUGUUUUUCUCGGAAUCUAAAAGGAAAAAAAAAAUAGAGAGAAAAAAAAGGAGGAACAGUGAGCAAAAUCGUGCGACUGGGAAAAUUUUCGAAUUUUUCUUCUCUUCCGGCGAGGGAUUCAAACUUCCGCCUCCAAUUUCUCGCCGUGAAUCUGAGUUUUCUUCGUGGAAUUUCAAUAAAAUCAGUCGUCAUUCUCCGGCUUCUUGACUCUCGAGAGGUUUAUCUACAAGCUUCUUCUCCUCAUGGCCUUUUAGGGUCUUCUCACUACUAUAAUUCUGGGAAUCGCGUAACCUCUGAGUUGAAAUGAGCAGUCAUCUGGGACAGGACGCCAAUAUGAAUGGGGUCUAUGUUCGAUCAGAUGUGUCUAGCAUGCUGAGUUUUGACGGAUCAGAUAGUCGUGAAAGCGAUGAUAGUAAGAAAGGUCAUCAGAGUUUGGUGGAGUGGUUAAAUGAGACACUUCCUUAUCUGAAGUUACCAUGGGAAGCUUCAGAGGACGAACUGAGAGCAUGCUUGAGGGAUGGAACGGUCUUGUGUAGCCUUUUAAAUCAGCUUAGUCCUGGGUCAAUGAGAAUGGGAGGCAGCUUUGAGCCUGCUAGUGUAAAAAUUGAGCGGUUUCUGACUGCUAUGGAUGAAAUGGCCCUGCCUAGGUUCGAAGUUUCAGACAUAGAACAGGGAGAUAUGGUGCCAGUUUUACAGUCCCUUAAGGCGCUUAAAGCAAGUUUUUCCGAUGGUAGUUAUGAUAAGAACUCCCUAGCUGCAAGGAGGAGGUGGAGCUUGCCAGAGGACCACUCAGAUUCAAGAGGAGAUGACCGCAACUUUACUGAUGGAUUCCAGUCGAAGGAAGGAUCUGAGAUUGAUAUAUCUGAUGCUAAAAUUUCGGAAUUACUUAAAUCAAACAGUUUACGAAAUGCUCCUACUAGGUCACUGUUUGACAUGCUGGACAAGCUUCUAGAUAAGAGUAUGACGAAGAUGAAUGGACAUGUGUCUCAUGCUAUGGCAUCUCUCUUGAGCGCACUUGUGCAAGUGAUUGAACAGAGAAUCUCAAAUCAAGCUGAUAACCUAAAGAAUCAAAAUAUACUCUUUCGGGUACGUGAAGAAAAAUACAGGUCAAGAAUAAAGGUCUUAGAAACCUUGGCAGCUGGGACAACACAGGAAAACGAGAUUGUUACGAACUGUAUGGAGCAUAUAAAGGUAAUUGAUAUUAAUAUACAUCUCCUUCAUACAUAUUUCGCUUUUAGUUUUGUUCUUGCAUCUGGAAAAGUUAGUUUACAUUAAGCACAAUAGUUUUGUGCAUAUUCCCUGUGGAAUAUAACCUCUAAACCAAUCCUAGAUUUCGAUAAAGGUUCAGUCUGAGAGAUCCUAUCAUAAAACUAUUGUGUGUACGCCUCGGACUUAAUAACGCGACUUCAUACAUCAUUUUUCAUU